AUGCCGAAAGUGAUCAGCUACACUCCUCCCUGGCUCUCGCGCCCUUCCCCCGGCGCCUCUUUGUUUUCAAGCUCAGCUCCCAAGGAUCCAGGAAGCCUGCGGAGCCCCAAAGGUGCUGACUACCUUGGACCCUCGCGGACACUUGCAAGGCGCGGAAAUGAAGUUUUCACGGUUGUCGACAAUCAGAUCCGCUGGUCGAGCCUUACCCGGUUGAAGGAUGAAUGGCAGCAGCGCGCUAGGUCGAAGAACCAGCAAACUGAUGCAGAUGGUGUUCCAUACAGAACUUUGGUAGUUCCGGUGUACGAACAGAUCCGACAAAUUAUUCCUUCUCCGAACGGCGCUUUCCUGGCAAUUGUCGCAGACCACACCGUCUUCAUUGCUGUUCUUCCGGACUCCUCGCACUUAUCGGCGUCAGACGGCUCUCCGAUCCGCGUGAAAACAUAUCAACUUGGACCGACGACACAUGUCAUUUCAGAGUCACCGGUGGUAUCGGCAUUGUGGCACCCGCUUGGAGUCCAUACCAAUCUCGGAGGGUGCCUGGUGACAGUAACCGAAGAUGCCGUUGUGCGCCUCUGGGAGCUGGACCGCAAUAAUCAUUGGUCUUUCGACCGUCCGGCCUUGGCUGCUGAUCUCCGAAAGCUCAUCGAUGGGACUUCCUCUGACCAAGACUUUGCGCCCUCAGGGUUUGGGAAGAACAAGGGAUUUUCCUCAGACUAUGUUGAAAUGGAGGUUGCGUCUGCUCGCUUUGGCGGCGUUGGCAGCGAGAAGGAGGACGCCUGGGCGGCGAUGACGCUUUGGAUUGCGAUGAAGCCAGGAGACCUUUAUGCGCUUUGUCCGCUGCUACCUUCCAGGUGGAGAGCACCAUCGGCUGCAGUCCCGUCACUAUCUGCGGCGAUUGUACCCAAGAUGUCCGCUCUGGAAGAGGACCCGCUUGAUUACGAGGACCAGUUGACAGCCUGCCGACAGCAGUAUGAAUGGCUUGCAGAAAUCGACAACCAAGAACCCUUGCAGAUAAUUCCAGGCUCUGCGACGGAGCCCGAGUCUGAAAUCCUGACUCGUCCCGCUAAUCUUAGCGCAAUACCUAAGAUGCAAGGUCCAUUCCGCGUUGAUACCGGUGAUGAGCUUGAUGAUCUAGACCUUUGUGACAUGCUUGUCGUUGCGGCUAAAGCGGACACCGAUGCUCUGAUGCUGGGAGAAGAAGACGAAUUGACCAUAGAUAGUGGCGAUGACAAGCUAUCAGCCACAUUAAUCUGCCUUUCUUCUUUGAGGGGUAGGGUCUACAUCUGCCUUGAUCUGGAAGGCGUAGAGGGCCAGUGGCUCCCAAAGUCAAGGAAGAAUGCAUUCCAUGUGCCUGAAACCGAGUCAUCUGAUUUACUUUUGGUGGAAGUGCUGGAUACCGUCAAGGAGGAUCGCCGAUCAUCGGAAACGUGGCCGAUGUUUACGUCCGACGCCCAUUCUCGGUAUGGAUUCUUUGUGACAACCUCUCACAGUGUUGUCUUCAUUUCGCUUUCUUCAUGGAUACAACGACUUGAAAGUGAGUUGCAGUCCGAGGACACCUCUGGGUCGGGAUUCCGCCUUCAAAUUCUCUGCGAAGGCAAUGCGUCCAUCUUGGAGCCCAUCAUUCAGGUAGAUGAGGACGCCAGCACAUCCGGCAAUCAGCCCUUCCACCUUCCGGCUUCUUUGGUCUACUAUGACUAUGACUUGGGCUACUUGUUACUAAACUCCCAUGCCUCUCAUCCGUAUGCUGCUGUUCUCGAGAAGCCGAACUUCUUCCCGUCGUUUUCGCUCGAGUCGGAUCCCCAGCAAUCGGAUUCACCUACAAUCCCCCCUCAUCGACCUCCUUACCAAGCUCCCUCCGUGCUUUAUUCUGAUUCUCCCUUGGAAUUCUUCGUCGAUAAACAAGUUCCCCACCGCUACCGGAGCAGUCUCAAGGAACCCGUGCUGCUUUCUCCAGCCACCCUGGAUCUAGUGGCAGCUGCACACCGAAUUCUGUCUGCCCAUACCAAUGCACUUGAACGAGCUGCAUCAGAUCUCUUCCGUCGGUGUGAGAGAUUGCAGGGAGAACUACGAGACCAAUUAGGCCAAAUAUCUGAUGUAGCCGAUCGGAUCAAGGGUGUAUCAUGUGAAAUUGGUGAGGAUGGUUUGAGGAAGGAGGGGUCCAGAAGCAGUGCGGCUUUGGAUGAGAGAUUGAAAACGGCCAAAGACAGACAGGCACAGCUAGUCCAGCGAUACGAGGCGCUGCGGACCAAGGUGCUGAAAUCUGGUGGAAGGCCACUUAGUGAAAAGGAGUCAUCAUGGAUCGCUGAGGUGGAGACGAUAUCGGAGUCAUUUGACAAAGAACGCAAGGAGGAAUCUACACAGAAAAUCUCUCAACGACUGGAAGCUGUCAAGGAAAUCGCUUCGGAAUUACUCGCAGAAGCCAAGUCUGCUGCUGCUAGAAUUCCUGCUGCAACGGAGCCCAGCAGCCCGGCAUCUCCCACCAGCGCACAACCUCGGGUUCCCCAGCGACUUCAAAGGGCAAGGGUUGCCGAUGCUAUGCAAAUGGUGGAACGGGAAUCUGCUGUCAUUGAAUCGAUCACAACACGUUUGGCUCGGCUUAAUACAAUCGUAUGA
This is a messenger RNA of Aspergillus puulaauensis, 2613 nucleotides long. RefSeq lists its product as uncharacterized. The record is from RefSeq and is a predicted model, not a curated record. The transcript has 4 exons. Lineage: Eukaryota; Fungi; Ascomycota; Eurotiomycetes; Eurotiales; Aspergillaceae. Gene Ontology annotation, molecular function: structural constituent of nuclear pore. Gene Ontology annotation, biological process: mRNA export from nucleus; ribosomal large subunit export from nucleus; ribosomal small subunit export from nucleus. Bases 1 to 2613 code for a protein of 870 amino acids. Gene Ontology annotation, cellular component: nuclear pore.